This is a messenger RNA of Lithohypha guttulata, 657 nucleotides long. RefSeq lists its product as uncharacterized. The coding region runs from base 1 to 657 and encodes 218 amino acids. The transcript has 2 exons. Lineage: Eukaryota; Fungi; Ascomycota; Eurotiomycetes; Chaetothyriales; Trichomeriaceae. Gene Ontology annotation, biological process: rRNA processing. The record is from RefSeq and is a predicted model, not a curated record. Gene Ontology annotation, cellular component: preribosome, small subunit precursor.
AUGACUGUCUACAGCUAUGGCGUGAACCUCCUCAAAGACAUUGCAAGCACUUUCUCUAGUAUAUCGGCCAAGGACGACUAUGGCGAGGACAGCUGGCUGACUCCAUAUCACCAAGCUUUCCACGAAACACUGAUACGCGAAUGGUCGAGUAUAGACUCCCACAGAAUGAACAAGUAUCUGCUCCUAGUCCGAUUUGUGGUACGCGAAAUCUUCACAAUUUGCUUUCGACCUUUGUUCGGCACUCGCACAGGAGAAAAGGAUCAGCUGCCGGAGAAGAGGGAGGAAGAGGGAAAAAUAGAAGCCCGACACCGUGCAAAGUCGAUCACGGCUACCAUGGAAGCCAGUGGACCUCUCAAUCGUACAGAUCGAAAGAUACCAGAUGGACUUCGACUUCAUCUACUCGACGUGUUUCCCGAAGAGCUCUUCACCGCAUAUACUGCCGCCGAAGAGGGAUCAGCUACUACAGAAGAAGAUGCUGCUUUGAACGCUCCGGACCAGCACAUUCUCGGGAUGAUGUUGGAGAUUUUCAAAGCACCAAUAACUGCCAUGGCCGAAAGCAACAGUGGAGCACAGAAACAUGUGAGACAAAGAGCUAAGGAGGCAUUGCAGCAUCUGGCUGAGAGGGAGGCAGAGGCGUUCGAGUCGAUAGGAGGUUAA